GAAUGGUUUUUAUUUUUGGCGAAGAAAUGAAGAACAGUGUUGGUAGGUUCAUCGCCGGAAGAGUUUCAACUAUACUUGGUAACUCAAUUUCACCUUCACCCUUGCGAUUCUAUAGCUCACACUCACCUCCUUCAUCUUCCAGCAAACUCUUUGUUGCAGGAUUAUCAUGGUCGGUUGACGAGAAAUCUUUGAAAGACGCCUUCUCUUCUUAUGGCAAUGUCUCCGAAGUGAGGAUAAUGUAUGAUAAAGAGACUGGUCGGUCAAGAGGCUUUGGGUUUGUCCAUUUUUCUAAUGAAAAUGAAGCCAUGUCUGCAAAAGAUGCUAUGGAUGGAAAGGCAUUGUUAGGUCGACCAUUAAGGAUAAGUUUUGCCCUUGAGAAGGUUCGGGGUGUUCCUGUUAUAGUCCCUCGUCUACCUCACACUUGAAUUUGCAAGUAAUUUUCUACUUUCUUACUUCUAUGUGAUUAUGGUAUCGAUGAACUAAUCAAUUAACCUGAUGAAGGAUAUUCAUUAAAAAUUGCAUUGUACUUCCUUUGAAUAUUUUAUGAAAUGAAAAAAGAAAGUGUUUUUUGAUACA
This is a messenger RNA of Gossypium raimondii (Peruvian cotton), 576 nucleotides long. Its product is annotated as glycine-rich RNA-binding protein 4, mitochondrial. The transcript has 4 exons. The record is from RefSeq and is a predicted model, not a curated record. Gene Ontology annotation, molecular function: RNA binding. Bases 3 to 425 code for a protein of 140 amino acids. NCBI's taxonomy places the organism in Eukaryota, Viridiplantae, Streptophyta, Magnoliopsida, Malvales, Malvaceae.